UUUCACACCGCGCUGGAAAAAUGCCGGUUAUGAAAGGACUACUGGCUCCCCAGAACACCUUCCUCGACACCAUCGCCACCCGUUUUGAUGGAACACAUAGCAACUUCAUCCUCGCGAAUGCCCAGGUGGCGAAGGGGUUCCCCAUCGUCUACUGUUCUGAUGGCUUCUGCGAGCUUGCUGGGUUUGCCCGAACCGAAGUUAUGCAGAAGAGUUGCAGCUGCAAAUUCUUAUUUGGGGUUGAAACCAGUGAGCAACUGAUGCUUCAGAUAGAAAAGUCACUGGAGGAAAAAACAGAAUUCAAAGGAGAAAUUAUGUUCUACAAGAAGAACGGGUCUCCGUUUUGGUGCCUAUUGGAUAUUGUUCCUAUAAAGAAUGAAAAAGGAGAUGUGGUACUUUUUCUGGCCUCAUUCAAAGAUAUAACAGAUACGAAAGUGAAGAUUACUCCAGAAGAUAAAAAAGAAGACAAAGUCAAAGGAAGAUCAAGAGCGGGGACCCACUUUGACUCAGCCCGGAGACGGAGCCGAGCAGUCCUUUAUCACAUCUCUGGGCACCUGCAAAGAAGAGAAAAGAACAAAUUGAAAAUAAAUAAUAAUGUUUUUGUAGAUAAACCAGCAUUUCCGGAGUAUAAAGUUUCUGAUGCAAAAAAGUCCAAAUUCAUACUUUUGCAUUUUAGCACUUUUAAAGCUGGCUGGGACUGGCUUAUUCUAUUGGCGACGUUUUAUGUUGCCGUGACCGUACCUUACAACGUUUGCUUUAUUGGCAACGAUGACCUGUCCACAACGCGGAGCACCACAGUCAGUGACAUUGCGGUGGAGAUUCUUUUUAUCAUAGAUAUUAUUUUAAAUUUCCGCACAACGUAUGUCAGCAAGUCUGGCCAAGUUAUCUUUGAAGCAAGAUCAAUUUGCAUCCACUAUGUCACCACCUGGUUCAUCAUUGAUUUAAUCGCUGCCCUGCCUUUUGAUCUCCUGUAUGCUUUCAAUGUCACAGUGGUGUCCCUCGUGCAUCUCCUGAAGACAGUCCGGCUGCUGCGUCUUUUGCGUCUCCUGCAGAAAUUGGACCGUUAUUCCCAACAUAGCACAAUCGUCCUGACUCUGCUCAUGUCCAUGUUUGCGCUCCUUGCACACUGGAUGGCAUGUAUCUGGUAUGUCAUUGGAAAAAUGGAGAGGGAAGACAACAGCCUUCUGAAGUGGGAAGUUGGCUGGCUCCAUGAACUGGGCAAGAGACUGGAAUCGCCAUACUAUGGCAACAAUACCUUGGGAGGCCCGUCCAUCCGAAGUGCCUAUAUUGCCGCUCUGUACUUCACCCUCAGCAGCCUCACCAGCGUUGGGUUUGGGAAUGUGUCUGCUAAUACAGAUGCAGAAAAGAUCUUCUCCAUCUGCACCAUGCUGAUUGGUGCCCUGAUGCAUGCCUUGGUGUUUGGAAAUGUGACAGCAAUCAUACAGAGGAUGUACUCCAGAUGGUCCCUCUAUCACACUAGAACUAAGGACCUAAAGGAUUUCAUACGUGUCCAUCACCUGCCCCAGCAACUCAAGCAGAGGAUGCUCGAAUAUUUCCAAACAACCUGGUCAGUCAACAAUGGAAUAGAUUCAAAUGAGCUUUUGAAAGACUUUCCAGAUGAGCUGCGCUCUGACAUCACGAUGCACUUGAACAAGGAGAUCUUACAGUUGUCGCUGUUUGAGUGUGCCAGCCGGGGCUGCCUCAGGUCUCUGUCUCUGCACAUCAAAACCUCUUUCUGUGCUCCAGGGGAGUAUCUGCUGCGACACGGGGAUGCUUUGCAAGCCAUCUACUUUGUAUGCUCGGGCUCCAUGGAAGUUCUUAAAGACAGCACAGUGCUGGCUAUUCUUGGGAAAGGGGAUUUAAUUGGAGCAAAUCUAUCAAUUAAGGACCAAGUGAUCAAGACCAACGCAGAUGUGAAGGCUUUAACCUACUGUGAUCUGCAGUGCAUCAUCCUCAAAGGACUCUUUGAAGUGCUGGACCUUUACCCGGAAUAUGCUCACAAAUUCGUGGAAGACAUUCAGCAUGACCUCACAUACAACCUUCGAGAAGGUCAUGAGAGUGAUGUGAUAACAAGAUUAUCGAACAAAGCUAUGGUCUCACAGUCAGAACCCAAGGGAAACGGAAGCAUCAAGAAAAAACUCCCGUCCAUUGUGGAAGAUGAGGAAGAGGACGACGAAGGGGAGGAUGAGGAGACGGCCUCCUUCUCCCCCAUCUGCACACGCGGAUCCUCGUCUUCGCGCAGCAAGAAGGGUGGCAGCAGUAAGAGCUAUCUAGGCUUAAGCUUGAGGCAGCUGGCCUCGGGGACAGUGCCAUUCCACUCCCCUAUCAGAGUAUCCAGCUCAAACUCCCCAAAAAACAAACAGGAAAUUGACCCCCCUAACCAUAGUAAAAAGAAAGAGAAGAACUUGAAGUUGCAACUUUCAGCUUUGAAUAGCACUGCACCCCCUGACCUCAGUCCCAGGAUUGUUGAUGGAAUUGAAGAUGGAAACAGCAGUGAAGAAAGCCAGACUUUUGACUUUGGCCCAGAACGAAUCAGACCAGAGUCCAGAGUUUCUCCUCCUCUGGGAGACCCAGAGAUUGGAACUGCUGUCCUUUUCAUCAAAGCUGAGGAGACCAAGCAGCAGAUAAACAAACUCAACAACGAGGUAACAACAUUGACUCAGGAGGUCUCCCAGUUGGGUAAAGACAUGAGGAAUGUGAUGCAACUUCUAGAAAAUGUUCUGUCACCCCAGCAGCCCUCACCAUUUUGCUCUCUGCACAACAGCUCUGUGUGUCUCCCCCGGGACAGCUUACAGACCAGAAUGACCUGGAGCACACACCAACCUUGCCUACACUUGCAAGCAGCUGGAGCUGCUUAUACCCAAGCACAACUUUGUCAUGGUAAUGUCACCUCAGACAUUUGGAGUGUGGAUCCCUCCUCUGUGGGGAGCAGCCCCCAACGAACUGGAGCUCAUGAGCAAAACCCUGCAGACAGUGAACUUUGUCAUUCUCCAAACCUCGGCUAUUCACCUGCUCACUGCCAGGUUGUCCAAGAAGGUCAUGUGCAAUUUUUAAGAUGCAUCUCUCCACAUUCAGACAUGACGCUAACGCCUCUGCAGUCCAUUUCAGCCACUCUCUCAUCCUCUGUCUGCUCCUCCUCAGAAACAUCUUUGCACCUGGUUCUCCCAAGCAGGUCAGAGGAGGGCAGCUGCAGCCGGGGAGGCACCAGUUCCCUCAGUCUGGAAAACUUGCCAGGAUCUUGGGACCGGGAAGGAAUGGCAACAAUCUCUACUGAACCCUUGGAGAACUUUCCACUGGAAGUGGUCACAAGCACAGCAGAAGUGAAAGAUAAUAAAGCCAUAAAUGUAUGAUAUUAGUGCCCACGAGGCAGCUGCCAGUUGCAAACCAACCAGCGCAUGACAGCUUUAGUUUUCCUUCUUUGCUUCUGGCAGACAUGAAGACUGGGCAGGUUUGGGGGUCCUGCAGAAGAGUGUGAGGUGUCAGGGCAAGGCAGAACCACCGCCAUACUGUAGCAAACGCUUUCUAGGUCCUAGAAACAUUUUCCUGUACAGGUAUUAACUUACUGGUCUGUUUGACAGACUUUUAAAAAGUCCAGAGACCCUGAGGGUCUGAGCAGCUAGAAGUCCCAGACAAAGAAUUUGUGGAUUUAUUUUGUCCCAGGUGGCUUUUGUGAAGUGCAGCUCAGGUUUUUCCUGAGUGCCUGUGGGUCAUUCCUGAACAAUUUCCAUAGCACUGUUGGCCUUGGGAGUGCACAGCUCCUGCUGAUCUAUUUUUCUUUUUGUGAAGGCAAAGGGACAAUUAUCACUGCAUGUCAUCUCCUAGACAAUCAGUCAAAUAGAGCUGGUGGCCAAUGGUUAGCUACUGCACGUUCUUUGCCAUGUAAAUGAAUAUGUAUUUAUCACACACAAAAAAGA
Messenger RNA from Manis javanica (Malayan pangolin), 3911 nucleotides. It is a transcript of the gene KCNH8, whose product is annotated as potassium voltage-gated channel subfamily H member 8. Gene Ontology annotation, biological process: potassium ion transmembrane transport; regulation of membrane potential. Lineage: Eukaryota; Metazoa; Chordata; Mammalia; Pholidota; Manidae. Gene Ontology annotation, molecular function: voltage-gated potassium channel activity. The record is from RefSeq and is a predicted model, not a curated record. Gene Ontology annotation, cellular component: plasma membrane.